AUGCCCAAGAUUCCAGGAAAGCCCAGCCUUAAGGCCACUGCCAAGAAGACUACCCGCUAUGUAAAAGUCUUCAAGCAGGCUGUAAAGCUUACUAUUGCCAACAACCGCGACAAGAAGGCGGAGGAGAAAGCAAAGAAGGAACCCAGCUACCAACUUCAGGACACUAUGGCCCCCGAUGGUGAGGCUGAAGAGGAAGAGUCUUGGAACAUCAUCUACCAUGAGGACGCCGCCAACGGCUCUUCUCGCGUAGAGGACCGUGAUACUGUGGAGGAAAUUGAGAUGGCGGCCCUCAGAGAAAUCCGUAUCAACGAGCCAGCAUCUGCAUUUGAGCUGGAGAUGCCAACAUCAACCGACUCGUCCUUCUCAUUUACUCCGCCAGCAACACCAUCCACCAUCACAGAGCUCUCAGCACAAGAGAAAUGGGAAGAUCUUGUCGCCACGUACCGUCAAGCGGUAAAUCAUGUCAGAGAAAUUGAGGACGAAAUGGUGGAUCUUCGCUUCAAAACCUUCCGGCCAGAUAUCAACCUCGACAAUGACGACCGCCGCAUCUACCAAAAGUCCCGUCCACAAAGUCUGUUCAGCAUCACAGACGAGAUGGCACCGACUUUCCGCAUGUGGGAAGGCACUCAUGUAUCGCCAAAUCUUGUUCAGGGAGCAAAUCACCUAAAGUUGGAAUUGAACGAAGCUGUAGAGCUCUCGGUCGUUACGCUAGACACUCUGAGCGGGAAGAAGACGAUGAUUAGCUUGACUGCCAAGUCUUCGGGGGCAGAUAUCAAGCAGCUGCUUGGUUUUUGGGAAUUCGGUCUGUCAAUAGACGUGUAG
Molecule: messenger RNA, 822 nt
Organism: Fusarium coffeatum
Lineage: Eukaryota; Fungi; Ascomycota; Sordariomycetes; Hypocreales; Nectriaceae
Exons: 3
Coding region: 1-822 (273 amino acids)
Source: RefSeq, a predicted model, not a curated record